AUGGCUCGUGCUCAAAAGAGAAGCAUGCCAGGAAAGUUGCCACCAUCUUCCAAGCGCCAAAAGGGCCAACGGAACCACACCAAAAAUAGAGUCGACAUCGAGGCUGGCGAACAGGGGGUCUUUGUGACGUGUGAUAUCGGCAAGGAAUCGAAAUGCAUCCAUGAGAUAACAGAUAUCCUCUCACAACUGAUUGAGGGUUCCGAGGAACCUGUAAAAGAAGACGCAGGAAACUCCGACUCCGACGAUGGAGACAUCGAAGCUCAAAUCCAAAGGGAACUCGAGGGGCUAAAGCCUGCCGAGCGCAAGACGCGUCCCGUACAGGGGGUCCAACUGGAAAUUCCUUGUGGUAGGCCGACUGAUCCAGUUGACCUGGUUCACCGCUUAUGUCUUGAAGCGCACGCCAAUCCUGAUCAAAAGCGAAGUCGUUUUAUCAAACGCAUGAAUCCUGUUACUUCGAUCAGGAAAACUCUUAGCGUGGAUCUGGUGGAAUUCGCCAAAGAAAUCCUCGCGCCUCAUUUCCACUCCGGAGGGCCUCCGAAAACUUACGCAAUUCGGCCUACCGUGCGAGGCAAUAAGAAGUUCAACCGGGAUAUGAUCAUAAAAAUCGUCGCCGACGUUGUCGGCCCUGAGCACCCAGUGAACUUGAAAAAAUACGACCUACUAAUUUUAGUCGAUGUUGUCCAGAAUGUCAUUGGCAUGAGCGUCGUGGCAGGCGAUUAUGAUGAGUUGAAACGGUAUAAUAUUGCCGAGAUCUAUGCCCCUUCAGCAAAGGCCCAUCCAAAUAAGGACCCGGAAGCGAAGGAGUAA
Molecule: messenger RNA, 807 nt
Organism: Penicillium chermesinum
Lineage: Eukaryota; Fungi; Ascomycota; Eurotiomycetes; Eurotiales; Aspergillaceae
Product: THUMP domain-containing protein
Exons: 6
Coding region: 1-807 (268 amino acids)
Biological process (GO): tRNA modification
Molecular function (GO): RNA binding
Source: RefSeq, a predicted model, not a curated record